Messenger RNA from Coccidioides immitis RS, 375 nucleotides. RefSeq lists its product as uncharacterized. The record is from RefSeq and is a predicted model, not a curated record. The coding region runs from base 1 to 375 and encodes 124 amino acids. Lineage: Eukaryota; Fungi; Ascomycota; Eurotiomycetes; Onygenales; Onygenaceae. The transcript has 2 exons.
AUGGCCAAGUCUGCAGCUUCUGCUUUGUUACAUGCUUCCAGAGAUUGCCCGCCCGAGGGCAAAACCUGGGAGCCGUCUGUUUCGCCGUCCUGUUUUGGAAUGAUCGGUGCAAUCGUCCCCCUGCACAAUUUAAAUUCUGAAAUGCGCUUCCUUGCUGCGCGGCGUGGUCACUUGCCUGUUGACUUUGAGCGUGAUCCUUUACGUGUCUGCGCGGAUCUUUCACAAUCGAAGUUGUUCGAUCAAUCUGACCACCCAGUUUCUAUAUCAGACAAGACAGACAGACAGACCAUUUCGUGCAUGUAUGAUCCACUUUAUCGAGGCGGUUUACCUUCCUGGAGACCUGGGGUUUGCAGCGGAACACGGGGUUCCUCGUAA